AUGUCGCCUAAUCAACCAGACUGCCCUGAGCAGGAGUCGCCCUGCGGGGAAUAUACAGUCGAGCGAGAUGCUGAGAAAGAAGCUGGCCGGGAGCUACCCCAAGAUGGAUCUACAGUGGAGUCGAAGAGCCGGACAAUUCGCGGCUUUCGCUGGCUAGUUAUUUGCAUCUCGCUUUACAUUACUUGCUUCUUGUACGGCCUCGACACGACGAUCGCAGCAGACGUCCAGGGCCCUGUUAUUAAAGCAUUUGGCCAUGUCGAGCAAUUCGCCUGGAUUGGAGCCGGUUUCCCGAUGGGCUCCGUGUGCGUUAUUCUCUUGCUCGGUACUCUUUUCAACACCUUUAACAUGAAAUUGGUCUAUAUUGCCACCGUGGUACUCUUUGAGGCCGGCUCGGCUCUUUGCGGCGCUGCUCCAACUAUGAACGCCCUAAUUAUUGGUCGUGUUAUCGCCGGCGCUGGAGGCAGCGGCAUCUACCUUGGCUUACUACAAUACUUUGCUGUUAUGACCGUGGAGAAGGAACGACCCCUUAUCGGCGGAGCUUUUGCCGUGUCCUCGGCAACCUGGCGCUGGGCCUUCUACAUCAAUUUAGUUAUUGGCGCUAUCUCGGCUCCGGCCUUUGUCUUGUGCCUUCCGGCCAUCCGUCUUAUGGAAGGUAUUAGCGUUCGAGAUAGGCUGGCUCUUAUCGACUUUGUUGGCUUCGUCCUUGGCGCCGGUGUCUGGUUUAGCUUUCUCCUGGCGUUCACAAUGGCUGGCGGCCAAUGGCCAUGGAAAGACAGACGCACUAUUGCCACCUUUGUUGUAUUCGGUGUGGUUUUAAUUACCUAUGUUUUGCUGCAGUACUUUGCUGUUUUCACCACUCCCGCUCGUCGCGCAUUCCCGGGUCAUCUGCUGCGCGAUCGUACACAGGUACUCUUAUAUAUAAUAACAGCAGCCGGCACCAUGUCACUUUUCGUCGUUGCCUACUACAUUCCCAUCUACUUCCAGUUUGUGAAUAAUGACGAAGCCCUCAUGGCGGCUGUGCGCCUGCUCCCCUUUGUUGUUAUUGCCGUCACAGUGAACCUUGUCUCUGGAUCCCUUCUCCACUUUAUUAAGAUUUACAAGGUUAUCUACAUCAUUUCCAGCGUCUUCUUAUUAGCCGGUGGCGGUCCAUUAAUGGUUUAUUUGGGCCCUAGUUCGACAACAGGUACUAUCUACGGCUUGUCAAUACUUGCUGCUGUUGGCACCGGUCUGUCUAUGGUAACUUGCUAUACAGUCUCCACUCUAACCACGAAGCCCGAGGACACGGGCGCUGGACUCAGCGUGCAAAAUGUAUCCCAGAUCGGUGGGCAGGUCAUUGCGCUCGCCGUCGCAGGGCAGAUCUAUCAGUCGGAGGCCAUCAGGAACCUGUCAGCGGUCCUAGUCGGUAAGGGCUUCUCAGACCAGGAGCUUCGGGGCGCGGUGGCAGGCGCACAGAGCACCUUGUUUAAGAUGCUGGAUGGCAAGCUGCGGAACAAAGCAAUUAUGGCUGUCACCGAGGCAAUGCAGAUGACCUUUGUGCUGGUACCUGUUGCCGGAGGGGGUCAUAUUUAUCGCUGCGUUGUGCAUGAAAUGGGAGAAGCUUUUCGGAAAGGCUGUCGCUGUCGGUGGUUAGAAAAGCCAAGUUAG
Molecule: messenger RNA, 1644 nt
Organism: Aspergillus tanneri
Lineage: Eukaryota; Fungi; Ascomycota; Eurotiomycetes; Eurotiales; Aspergillaceae
Exons: 2
Coding region: 1-1644 (547 amino acids)
Biological process (GO): transmembrane transport
Molecular function (GO): transmembrane transporter activity
Source: RefSeq, a predicted model, not a curated record